Oreochromis aureus is the source of this 2397-nucleotide messenger RNA. It is a transcript of the gene fip1l1b, whose product is annotated as FIP1 like 1b (S. cerevisiae). Gene Ontology annotation, cellular component: mRNA cleavage and polyadenylation specificity factor complex. Bases 207 to 1877 code for a protein of 556 amino acids. Gene Ontology annotation, molecular function: RNA binding. The record is from RefSeq and is a predicted model, not a curated record. The transcript is spliced from 16 exons. Lineage: Eukaryota; Metazoa; Chordata; Actinopteri; Cichliformes; Cichlidae.
GACAUUAGCGGGAUACCACCAAUCUCUUCCGGGUUCACUCCGACUCGCAAAGGUUGGAAAUGAACCUAUGAAGACAUAAUUUAUGUACAUAACCACGUUUCCCCGAUAAAGGGAGAAGUUUUACUGUUAUUUUUGCACCUGUGAGCUUUAUUGAAGCUUGUAGUUGUUGAAGCCGCUGCUGGUUUAGCUCUCCGUGUAAGUUUAACAUGUCUGCGGAGGAAGCGGACAAAACAGCCACCACUGAUGCCAGCGCCGGAGACGAGGAGGAGGAAUGGCUGUAUGGAGAUGAGUCAGAGAGCAAAGACGAGGAUGAAGAAGCCAAGCUGAACGCUGCUGUCAGUGCCCCUGCUGAUGCUUCAACAGAUGAUGCUGCUGCGCACGCUACAGGAAAUGGAGUUGCCUCUGAGGCCACAGGUGAGGCUGCAGGCGAGGAUGUGGAGAGCGACAGCGACAGUGACGAUGACGACGAUGAUGUCCGUGUCACGAUUGGAGACAUAAAAACCGGAGCGCCACAGUACACAACUUAUGGAGCCCCACCUGUCAACCUCAACAUCAAAUCAACAGGCUCCAGACCUUAUGGACAAGUUUCCGCAAAGCUGAAGGGAGUGGAUCUCGAUGCACCUGGAAACAUUAACGGUGUUCCAGUGCUAGAGGUGGACAUGGAGUCUUUUGAAGAGAAACCAUGGAGGAAACCAGGAGCCGAUCUGUCAGACUACUUCAACUACGGCUUCAAUGAAGACACAUGGAAGGCUUACUGUGAAAAACAGAAGAGGCUGCGUAUGGGCCUCGAGGUCUCUACAGUUGGCUCAGUGACAAGCAAGAUCACUGUUCAGCAGGGCAGAACUGGUAAUGAAAAAGACAUACCCAGUUUGCCAGUUCACACCUCAAAGCCAGACUUCACAUCUCCUGUCAACUUGUACAAGUCUGCUGUCAGUCAGGUCACCAGGAUCUCUCCCCCUCUUUGGACUGGCCCGCCUGCUCAGGACAUGUCUUAUUAUACGAAAUCGAGCGGCACAAUCGAUGUGAUUGGUGGACAGUUGGCACCUAUCAGCAGAGUUGAGGGUCGACGCCGACAUAAUCUAGAGGGCAACAAUAUUCAGGUAAUCUCUGAGCACUCGACAUCAGAGGCUGAGCCUGCUCCGGCUAAGAUUCCCGCAUUCUUCCCUCCUGGACCACUUCCUCCAAACAUUCCCCCACCGCCAUUUCUCCCUCCGCCACCAAACGUCAGUACUGCACCCCCACUCAUCCCCCCACCCAGGUUGCCCAUUACUGUCCCUCCUCCUAGUUUUCCUCCACCAACUAGUGGGCCUCCUCCUUCUAUCAUCCCCACUAUGGACAGCAGCCAUCCAGGAGGUUAUGAUGGACGCUCUGUUCCUCCGUAUCCGUUUCCUCAAGGUGCUUACCCUCCCCCCAUGGUUGGAGGUGUGCCUCCUCCUUGGCCUCCGAUGAUAGAUAACUCCAAACCUUGGGAUUAUUAUUCCCGCCGAGAUGACAAAAGAGACAAGGACAGAGAAAGACCCAGAGAGAGGACACAUGAGCGGGAGCGAGAGAGGGAGCACAGCCCUUCAGCUAUGAGCUAUACCAGCGACGACGAGCGGUUUCGGUACCGUGAAUAUCAAGAGCGUGGUUACGCAGAACGCCACCGUGACCGUGCAAGCCGAGAGAAAGAGGAAAGACACAGAGAGAGGCGGCACAGAGAGAAAGAAGAGGGGCGCCACAAGUCCUCACGCAGCAGCAGUAGCAGGAGGAGGCACGACAGCGAGGAGGGGGACAGCCACCGGCGGCACAAACACAAGAAGAGCAAGAGGAGCAAGGAGGGCAAAGAGGCCAGCGAGGAGAUCAGCGGAGACCAAGAGAAUCAGGAAGCCAUGGAGUAGCGAUGACCACCUUCCAUCUUUCAUCCCUUCAUUUGUCUCCAUGCUGACUAGAAAGGGAGAAAAUGAACGAGAGACCAAGAAAACCAGAAAGUGGCUGAGUGACAGAUGGCCCUGUCACUCUCCUCUCCAUCAGUCUCCAUUCUCCUCCACCCUGCUGUCAUUCACCCUCACCAUCACAGAAUAAAUGGAGCAAAGGAGAAGGAGGUGAAGGAGGAACGGUCAUUCUCCUAACCCAUCUUUUCCAUCUGAUCAGGCAAAACAUCAUUUGGUCUUUAACCACCUCAUUUCUCUCUCUCUGCCCCUUCUUUCAGAGCACUGCUGUAAAUUAGGCUCAAAGAUUUCACUGUAUAGUCGCUAUGAUCAGCAGAAUUUGCUCUUCUUCUGUUGUUUGUAUGUUGUCCAUUUGUUCUUGUCCCCAAUGAAGACUUCCUUAGAAAGCUGUCAGUUAAGUUCAAUUAAACACUUUUUGAUAAGAUGUCUUUUUGUGACUUUUCUCGGAAUAAAUACUUCAUUGUCUACA